AUGCAAACCCCCCGGAGUUCGGCGAUCACCGUGACCGCGGGAAGCAUCAUCCCAGCCGGACUCCGUCUAGGUCCUGUACAGGGCAUUUUUAGGCUGGGGAAAUAUAUGUCCGAUCGCAAGGAGCAUUGCAACAAGAAGAAGGUGCGCUUUGUUAGAGGGGAUUUGGUUGACGAAGCCGGCGACUCUGUCCCGGAAUGGACAGAGUUAAUCCGACCAGCCAGGCAUAUCCAAGAACAGAACCUGGAAGCAAUCACCGACCUUCCAGGGGGACAGAUUUUUUACAGAACACUGAGGGAUAUCCAGCCCGGAGAGGAGUUAGCAGCUUGGUACUCCAGUUCUCUAGCUCAGUGGUUCGAUAUACCAACCACAGCCACACCGACACACGAUGAGAAAGGUGAGGAGCGUUAUAUUUGUUGGUACUGCUGGAGAACAUUCAAAUAUCCGAACACAUUAAAAGCUCAUAUCCACUUCCAUUGCACUCUGAGUAGCAGCAGGGGCUUCAUCAACAACGACCAAUGCAGAAUUUCGGAAACUUUCAGCAGAUCGCCGAAGACUGCAGAAAUAUCUAGUUCAUCAACCCUGAGGAAUGGCCAUCAAAUCUCAUCCGUAUCCACAGAGGAGGUUAAACGACCAAUUUCGCCAUUUCUGGCCAAAGUGGCUGUGACCAAGAAAUCAGGGGGUGCUGAGGAUGAGCAGGACAGGGCCUUGGACAUGAGUGUUAAUUCAGCCAGAAGCCAUGCUCCUCUGACGACUAUCAGCGGGACUUCUUCAAUAGUCAAUGCAAUGGGUUUUCACCCUGGGAUUAGAUCGGCAUUCAAACCUACGGGAUUAUCAAAAUUGAUAUCUUCUGAGCCAAGCGGAGACAGCAGUAGCAAAUCAAACGGAAUGGGAUUCAAUAAACUUCUCACCAGCAUGAAGCCACCACGUUCUACCAGCGAGACCAUGGUAGGAAAUCACCCUUCCAAAUGUAUCCAUUCAAUAGAACCCCCUGCCCCGGCACUCCCCUGCAGCAAUACAACGAGAGGGUUUCCUUUAUUUACUAACUUUGAAGAGACGUCUGCAUUCAAACAUGUCGAAAGGGGCCUUCACACCAGUUUGUCUCCGAGUCGUUGCACCCCAAUUCCAACCGGCGUUCAUUUUGAGAGGUUCUCCAUCCCUCCAUUUGAAGGAGUCAAGCCAUUCUCCGGGGAAUGCAACAUUCCCAUCAUGCCCUUGACAGUGUACAAUGGCGAAUUUCUCUACAGCCCUCCCUAUUACCCCUUAAAAUUCCACUUCAGCAACUUGAUCAAAUACCCAGAGACUGUCACCUACUUUGGCGCCCCAUCUCUCAACCCGGAACUUGGCUCCAUCACCAAUAUUGAUCGAGAAAUUGCAAUGCACACCCAACAACUGACAAGCAUUGCUGCAGAAAAGAACAGAUCCAGACUGGAGUCCAUGUCCACCACCACCACUUCAAGUGGCAAGCCCAAAAAAGGCCACCUCUGCUUAUACUGUGGAAAACUAUAUUCUCGUAAAUACGGCCUGAAAAUUCAUAUGCGGACACAUACAGGCUACAAACCUUUAAAGUGCAAAGUCUGCCUUCGACCUUUUGGAGAUCCCAGCAACCUCAACAAACAUAUCCGUUUACACGCGGAGGGAAACACGCCUUAUAGGUGUGAAUUCUGUGGCAAAGUGCUAGUGCGUCGCAGGGAUUUGGAGAGGCAUGUUAAAUCGAGACACCCAGGGCAAAGUAUGCACAAAGCAGAGAGCAAAAUGGAACGUUCCUUGGACGAGGCCGAGCAGAAAAGUGACCACAGCAAUGAGAGCGACGUGGAUGUGUGUUUUACUGACGAUCAGAGCGACCAAGAUUCAGGAAGGAACAAUGAUCAGUGA
Molecule: messenger RNA, 1872 nt
Organism: Pristis pectinata (smalltooth sawfish)
Lineage: Eukaryota; Metazoa; Chordata; Chondrichthyes; Rhinopristiformes; Pristidae
Gene: prdm13
Product: PR domain containing 13
Exons: 4
Coding region: 1-1872 (623 amino acids)
Cellular component (GO): nucleus
Molecular function (GO): protein binding
Source: RefSeq, a predicted model, not a curated record